Messenger RNA from Aquila chrysaetos chrysaetos, 3857 nucleotides. It is a transcript of the gene SLC19A2, whose product is annotated as solute carrier family 19 member 2. The record is from RefSeq and is a predicted model, not a curated record. Gene Ontology annotation, cellular component: plasma membrane. The transcript has 6 exons. Gene Ontology annotation, biological process: vitamin transport; transmembrane transport. Lineage: Eukaryota; Metazoa; Chordata; Aves; Accipitriformes; Accipitridae. Bases 6 to 1493 code for a protein of 495 amino acids. Gene Ontology annotation, molecular function: vitamin transmembrane transporter activity.
CCGGCAUGGCGGGGCCGCGGGGGCGCCGGCCGGCGGGGCGCUCCGCCCGGGCUGGCGGCGGCGGGGGCAGGUGCUGCUGGGCGCUGCCCACCGGGCUGCUCUGCGCUUACGGCUUCUUCUGCAGCGUGCGGCCCUCGGAGCCCUUCCUCACCCGGUACCUGCUGGGGCCGCACAAAAACCUCUCCGAGACCCAGGUGUUCAACGAGAUUUACCCCGUGUGGACUUACUCCUACCUGGCACUGCUGUUCCCGGUGUUCCUGGCCACAGACUACCUGCGGUACAAGCCCGUGAUCCUGCUGCAGGGCCUGAGCCUCAUCGUCACCUGGUUCAUGCUGCUGUACGCCCAGGGGCUCUGGGCCGUCCAGGUCCUCGAGGUCUUCUACGGGAUGGGGACCGCCACCGACAUCGCGUAUUACUCCUACAUCUACAGCGUCGUUGAUGUCAACCUGUACCAGCAGGUCACCAGCUACUGCCGGAGCGCCACCCUGGUGGGCUACACGGUGGGCUCGGUGUCCGGGCAGGUCCUUGUGUCGGUGGCAGGAUGGUCCCUCUUCAGCUUGAACGUUAUCUCCUUAACCAGCAUAUCCAUUGCCUUCGGCACAGCCUGGUUCCUGCCAAUGCCACAAAAAAGCUUCUUCUUUCACCACGUCUCGAGUCAGCAGCUCAGUUGGGAAAUGAAGGUCAUGGACUGUAAAAAUGGGUCGGCUGUCCAAGAUCAUCCCAAUGUGCAGAGGACACCUGGCUGGGAAGAUGAGACAAAAGUUCCCUUAAACGAGGAGGGUCAUUCAGCAGAGAAACAGUCUAUGCAGGAGCAGAAAGUAGACAUCGUAAAGGUGCUCAAAGAUCUCUGGCAGGACUUCCUACAGUGCUACUCCUCCCAGACCAUGCUCUGCUGGUCCGUGUGGUGGGCACUGUCCACCUGUGGCUACUUUCAGGUCAUCAACUACGCUCAGGGCCUGUGGGAGAUGGUGCUGCCUUCUCAUAGUACGGAGAUCUACAAUGGUGCCGUGGAGGCAGCCUCGACACUGCUAGGAGCUGUUGCAGUGUUUGUUGUGGGUCACAUAAAAACAUCCUGGGCAAUGUGGGGUGAAGUGGCACUUGCUCUGUUCUCCUUUCUUAUCGCUGCUGCUGUAUAUAUCAUGGACACUGUUCGUAACAUCUGGGUGUGCUAUGCAUCCUAUGUUGUCUUCAGAAUUAUCUACAUGCUGCUAAUCACGAUAGCAACGUUCCAGAUCGCUGCAAAUCUCAGUGUGGAACGGUACGCCCUGGUGUUUGGGGUCAAUACUUUUAUUGCCUUGGCACUUCAGACUCUGCUCACUUUGAUUGUUGUGGAUGCCAGUGGGCUUGGGUUGGACAUCUUCACCCAGUUCAUGAUUUAUGCAUCUUACUUUGCGGCCAUCUCACUGGUGUUCUUGGGCAGUGGCAUAUACAGUAUUAUAAGAGCUUACAGAAGACAAGAGCAGAUGCAAAGCAGAUCUCCUGAAAGCCAGUAGUGCACCAAGUGAAGACUCUUGGUGGCUGCAUAUGAAGAUAUAGGUCUGUUUUUUAAUCUCUGCCUUUUCUUCCCAAGGCAGUCACCUUAAUGGUUAUUUGAUCCAUAUUUAUACUAUAUUAGCAGCACAUUUUAGAAGGUAAAUGUAUUAGCUCUUACGUAAGUAAGAACAAAUACCUUCUUUCUAAAAUGCCUUUUGUUCUUCUGUUGCAUAUAUGGGAUGUGCAGCAAAGAACAGUAAGUUUUCUCAAAAAAAGCCUUGGGAGGUUUUAGUCUAAGGCUGUGCAUCUGGAGGCUGCCAUUGAAAAGGCAGUUUCAUGAUUGUCUACUCAACUGCUACUCUCUCUGUCACCGAGGUGCUGCUGCAGGGCAGAAGUGAGGGCACACUGAUAGACCUCUCUGUGGCUCAGGAGGUGGCCUUGGGCCUGUGCUCUGCAGUGUGACUCUCGCUGUGGCCGCCCCGUGAUGCUGGAUGCUCCAUUUUGAGGACUAGUGCGCUUAUGUUUCUGCACAUGCACGUACUUCCUUGAAUUGCUUGUACAGUUUCUGCUGUUCCUGUCUGUCACCCCUGCUGCCAGAGUUUUACCAUAGCGGAUCAUGGUGCUUCCCCAAAACCUUACCUGUGUCCUGGGGCAACCUGUGACACUGGUGAAUUGGCUAUCAGCAGUGCUACUUCUGCCGUGAAGGCCUGUGGCCAAGGGACUGUAAAGGUGGAGGGGAAACUUAAGUAGACAAAAUGCUAAUCCAAAGGACCCUUGGACAUCUUUGCCUUUGUCCUUCAGGACUGCAGAUUCCUGUGAUUACAGGAGUCACUGCCUCACAACCCUGGGGGCUGGGCUAUUUCAGUGGGAUGGUGGAUGUUAGUAUAGCACUGAGAAGAAAGGUGACUUGCAGGAUUUUUAAGCUAUCCUUUGUGACCUUGGAGAAUCGUGACUCUGGUGACUAAAUGGGUACUUUCAGUUAUGGUAGUUAGCAGGAUGACUGCCUGAGGCUUUGAAAAAUCCUGAUUUCUGGUCUGUCAGUUUUUCCCCUUAUUUUAAAAUGCCUUUAUGCUUCUGGUGGGUCUCUGUCCACUAGUUCUACCUCUUUUUUUUCACCUAAGCAGAACAAUGAAUGUUUGGAGUGGGCAGUUCUUUUAUUUUGUCAAGUCUAAGCAAUUUGGGACUUGCCUUAUACCUGGUUUUUAAAAAUAAUUUAUUUUUUUCCAAAUUGCUUCAGCACUGGGAAGGAGUUGCACAGAGUUGUCCUGGGCUUGGGCACGUGGAUAUUCAUGCACCAUGACCGGCACAGGAACUACAGAUACCUGUAGUAUACUGUGGAGAUGGCCUAUGGACUGUCCUUGUUGCUGUGCAGGUUGUGGUGAAUUUAAGUGUACAGGAGAACUGGCAAGGGAGAAGAUGCAAUGCAGCUUGCUUCCUUCCAUGCCUUCUCUCUCUCUGCUGGUUAGAGAGUCUUCCAGUCACAGCCUGAAGAAGCAGCUUUGGUUCAUUGCUUGCUUUUAGUGCCAUGGAGACUUCACAGCAUCGGGGUUGGGAAGGCGUCUCUGCCUUGGCUGGGACAGGUAUGGCCUUUCUCAUCAGUUCUGAGAGCCUCAGCCUUUACCAUGCAAGGUGAAUGAUUAAUGUGUUUGGGAUGUGCAGUCUGGGGAGGCCUUCCAGGCUGGCUGCUCACGGGAACCCACUCCCCAAAGCUUCUCUGUAUUUGCAGCCUCCUUCCUAAAACAACCCCCUUAAGAGGGGCUCAGCUGUACUGGCAUUUACACAUGUAAACUUAACUGCCUUAUCCUGAAAUGGAAACUUGAAACCACCAUGUAUAUAUUCCUUUCUUUACUGUUUUUUUGUUUUUAAAAAAAUAAAAUUUGAAGCCAUGAAAUGCUAGCUGACGAGCUGUCCUGGGAAAGGGAGGGCAAGUGCAUAUCCUGUCCUUGAGUUCCUUGGUCUGAUGGCCGUUGCAGCAAGGCAUGAGGAGUGGAUGUACAGCACUCAUGUCAAGUGACUGAAAGAAGCAGCUCAGUUUUAAUCACAUUUAUCAUACAGAGAACAACCCAGUUAUUUAAAGGCAAGUCAAAAAUUAAAGAAUUACAGCAAUAACAAUGAUUUUUCUACCAAAGUAAUGAAACUGUGGCAACUGCAAUAGAGAGGCAUGCUACACUGCGUACAUCUUCAGGGCUGUUAAUGUAUGGAAGCCACACCUGGAUGUUGUUCAGGUUCCUACACUGUGCCGUUGCUGUGGUGAUGAGGUGACUAUAGAGCCUGACUGGAGCUGUAUGCAGAGUUACUGAUGCCUAUGAAAUUCUGUAAUCAUGUUGACAUUGUUGGUUUCUAAUUGAAUAGCUAUUUUCGUUAAAUAAAAAUACUCCAAGAUA